Messenger RNA from Chara braunii, 1902 nucleotides. The record is from the annotation of a GenBank genome assembly. Lineage: Eukaryota; Viridiplantae; Streptophyta; Charophyceae; Charales; Characeae.
GUGUGUGUGUGUGUGUGUGUGUGUGUGUGUGUGUGUGUGAGAGAGAGAGAGAGAGAGAGAGAGAGAGAGAAAGAGAGAGACAGAGAGAGAAUGGGCGGAUGGACAGUCGGUAUUGGGAUGGUGGUGGUAUCUACUAUUUGCGUUCUUGCCAUUCCCUGUUCUCAAUGAUGAAGCCAACUCGUGGAGCUAGGAAGUCUGAGGUCUUGAUCUUUGAAACGGCAGCGGUGGGCACGCGCAGGAAUUCAGCGAUGGGCAUGGAGCGUUCGGCCCAUGGUCUGCAAGUGCAGUGUGCUUUACAUAGGGUCGAUGGGUGGGAUGGGGGACAUACGUCGGCUACUCGCUGAGGUGGUGAUCAUAAUGAUGCGACGGAACGGCACAUGGUCAAUAAGAGAGUGGGGUCUCGGUGAUUUGUGGACACAGCGGAUUUGUUCUUUUCUGCUCCCCUGUUUCGCUGGCGGUUGUCGUUGCAGACGAGGCGGAGAUAUCUGCAACCUGUAGAAUCGGUUCUUUCGAUAUUUCUAUCACCUUGAGUCCGCCCACGUGGCAACCAUUCAUAAUGCAAUACGUGACUUGUAUUACAGCUCAGCUAGGCUUCGCUGACAAGGCAAUCAUUUACUUUCUUUUUCUUUUCUCAUCGCGUUGUCGGAGGCAGCGACGUCGUCGACGUUCCCCACAUCCGUGUGGAUUUCUCUCUCUCUUCUUCGGCAUCUUGACGGCUGUCAGUGUGUGUUUGGUUACAGUCUUUCUCAGGGAAAAUAUCUCUGAGUCUCUCCGCCUUUUUGUCUGCCUGUUUCUGAUGUGUUUUUUUUUUCUUUUCUUUCUCCCCUCCCCUCAAUAUUUGGGGUUGGGGACUGGAGCAGUGGAAUGGACCCGAGUCCCUUUCAGCUGCUGCUUUGCGUCUUUUUGUUCGCUUACCGUGUAUUUCUGUGCUUCUUGUAUAUUGGUACUACUUCGCGCUGUUGUUGCUGUGUACUUACAUAGAGGCAUAGGCACAUAUGUAGAAGAGACUGCGAAGCGGCAAGGCACGAGGCGGGAGAACGAAUGGAGGACGGAAAAGGGAAAGUGGGAGGAGGAGGGAGAGUGGAUGGAGGAUGGUGGGAGGGCGGAAUGCAGGUCGAGGCGGCCUGCAUGUAGAAGAGACUGCGAUAUAGCGGGAGGGCGGACUGCACGUGUAGGCGGCCUGCAUGUCGAAGAGACUGCGAAGCGGCAAGGCACGAGGCGGGAUAACGAAUGGAGGACGGGAGAGUGCAGGUGGGAGGAGGGAGAGUGCAGGUGGGAGGAGGGAGAGUGAAGGUGGGAGGACGGGAGAGUGAAGGUGGGAGGAGGGAGAGUGAAGGUGGGAGGAGGGAGAGUGAAGGGUUGGGGUGGCAAGCUGUGCAGCGCUCCGUCAGCACCAUCAGCAUUGUGCUCGUUUGGGUAUGCAAGCUGCACGACCGAAAGCACACUUUGUGGCGUGACCAUCUGCUGCUGCCGGGUAUUCUCUUGAUUGUGGGAGAUUCCCAUUCGCCCCUUCGAUGCCUUGUACCACUCACAAGUGAAACAUGGGCAAUCAAUCUUGAAUGGGUCCUGGCCUGGUGCGGCGACAAGCGGAGCUGCUGCACAGUGCCCAGGCAUAGAGAACAUGGGCAACUGGGGAAUCCUUUCUGGUGGUACCGAGGCACGGAGAACAUGGGCAAGUGGGACUCUUCUGGUGGUACCGAGGCAAGGAGAACACGGCAAAUGGGACGCUUGUGGUGGUACCUAGGGACUAAUGGGCGAAUGGAAUUUUCGUGGUUCUACCUACGAACUAAACGGCUGGAUUUGAUGGUCGGAUUUGGGAAUAAACGGCUGGAUGUGGUGAUUGGUUUCAGAACGACGAGCUGGAUGUGAUUAUCGAUGUGAGAAUAAAUGGCUAGUUUUGAC